AGUAGGAGAGCGACGCCUGGUGUUCACCAGCAACAUUAAAGAAAAUGACAUACUGGGAGGGGAAGCAGAACAAACUGAAAUCUGCUGGGGGAUCCAUCUUGCUAGAAAAAGGAGCGAGGGUGAAGAAUAUUUCAGUUUAGUAUCUCAAAACUGUAUUGUUUCCCGUUAAGCGCGCUGGGGAGCCCGAAGAGGGACUGUGUCGCUGUUUGUAGGAUGUCCCGACAUGAGGGUGUGAGCUGUGACGCGUGUUUAAAAGGGAACUUUAGAGGAAGACGGUUCAAGUGUUUAAUUUGCUACGACUACGACCUGUGUGCAUCGUGCUAUGAGAGUGGAGCCACAACAACAAGACACACCACAGAGCACCCCAUGCAAUGUAUAUUAACCAGGGUAGACUAUGACUUGUAUUAUGGAGGAGACACUUUUUCAGUAGAGCAACCCCAAUCAUUCACAUGUCCUUACUGUGGCAAAAUGGGCUUCACAGAGACGUCGCUACAGGAGCAUGUCACCUCAGAUCAUGCAGAGACAUCCACAGAGGUGAUCUGUCCAAUAUGUGCUGCCUUGCCAGGAGGGGACCCAAACCAUGUCACAGAUGACUUUACAGCUCACCUAACAUUGGAACAUAGAGCACCAAGAGAUUUAGAUGAAUCCAGCAGUGUUCGACAUGUACGCAGGAUGUUCCACCCCGGACGAGGACUGGGUGGUCCUAGAGCACGACGGACAAAUAUGCACUUUAAUAGCAGCUCAACAGGGGGACUUUCAUCCUCUGCAUCGCAGAGCUCCACUUAUACCCCCAGUAACAGAGAAGCAAUGGACCCAAUCGCAGAGUUGUUGUCUCAGCUGUCUGGUGUACGGCGUGCAGCAGGAGGGCAAAUAAACUCUUCAGGACCUUCAGCCUCCCAGCUCCAGCAGCUCCAGAUGCAACUGCAGCUGGAGCGGCAGCAGGCACAGGCAGCACGACAGCAAGCGGAGACAGGCCGGCACGCAACACGACGCAGCAACAACCCAGCCAACACUGGUACCACCAUUCCUCCACCCAGCACAGGAAGUGCCAACACUGCCACUGUGGGUGAAAGCAAUCCCUCAUCCUCGUCCCAUACCUCCCAGUUCCUCUUAGCACGGUUGAAUGAGCCUAAGAUGUCCGAAGCAGAUCGGCAGUUUCUAGAAGGAGAGCACGCAGACCGCAGCCUGUUUGUCCAGGAGCUGCUUUUGUCUACACUGAUGCAUGAAGAGAGCUCUUCUUCUGAUGAGGAUGAGCGCCGAGACUUCACCGGCUUCGAAGCCAUGGGCUGUGUGGAUAUCAUGCCUUUAGACGUGGCGUACUUGGUAGGGUCGGUCCUUGGGGAAUGCUAUGACACAGCUGUCAACGAAGAUUCCACCAGGCAAGGAUGA
Molecule: messenger RNA, 1389 nt
Organism: Monopterus albus (swamp eel)
Lineage: Eukaryota; Metazoa; Chordata; Actinopteri; Synbranchiformes; Synbranchidae
Gene: kcmf1
Product: potassium channel modulatory factor 1
Exons: 8
Coding region: 214-1389 (391 amino acids)
Biological process (GO): synaptic signaling
Cellular component (GO): plasma membrane
Molecular function (GO): zinc ion binding
Source: RefSeq, a predicted model, not a curated record